Clonostachys byssicola is the source of this 606-nucleotide messenger RNA. NCBI's taxonomy places the organism in Eukaryota, Fungi, Ascomycota, Sordariomycetes, Hypocreales, Bionectriaceae. The record is from the annotation of a GenBank genome assembly.
AUGGCUGAAACCCAGGACUUCCUUGUUGAGGAUUGGCAUGCGGAGGGCGAACCUGUCCCGGGGAAUAAAACUGGGUGUGAGGCGAGGCCGACGCCCCGAAGGGUGGUUGGCCUUGGACAGGAUGCCCUUGGGGAGAAAUAUGCAUCUGAGCCAUCUGUCCAUGAGGAGGUAUAUACCCCGGCGGAGGUAUCUGUCCCUGAGGAGCCUGCCCAUGAAGGUGUUGCUGAUUUUGAGGUGUCAGCGCUUGUGGGGGCAGUUGACCAUGAGGUUGGAUUUUGCCUUGUGUCGGGUAUCCUUGCGGCGGAAGCAUUUGCCCUUGAGGCGGCAUCCUCGAAUGAGGAGGCGCCUGGCCGUGGGGCAUUUGCCCUUGCAGAUGUUUCUGCUCGUGGGGAGGCAUCGGUCCUUGUUGAGGGUUUCCGAGGUUCAGAGGUGACACUUGUGGCAUCUGGCCCUGUGCUUGUGGUGACUCUGGAGGCGUCUGAGGUCUGCCAUGAGGUGCACUUGGGGGGAGGUGAUGAGGUGCAGGUUGAGACUGCCGUGGCGGUUUUUGCCCGCGGAGAGAUCCUUGCCGUUGGAAGCCUGGAGCGUGAGGUGAGGAGUGGGUGA